UAAUGGCUCCUCCUGCAACGGAGAGAGACGGAGCUGGCACAGAGCAGUGAAACGGGGGUUAGCUGAAAUACCACGGAGCUGGGUGAAAAAACAGCAAUUACACCCCAAAAACAGGGAGGUUUAGGUCGCUAUUGGAGGGGAUAUUUGGGGGAAAGGUCGUCUGGGGGGCUGUUCCAGUCGAGGGGCGACAUUUUAUCAGUGGGCAGUCGAGGUUAGCGGCGUAUUUUUCGACAACCAACUCCCCAGAUGAACUCCCUCAGAGCCACCAACAGGAGACCCAGGCGAGUAUCGAGGCCGCGCCCGGUGCAACCCGAACGAAUCAACGGGGAUAGAGAUGAGGAGGCUCCUGCGGCCGCUGCAGCAGAAAUGGCUAUCGAGGAAUCCGGCCCCGGCGCUCAGAACAGUCCCUACCAGCUUCGACGCAAGACCCUGCUUCCUAAGAGAACCACCACUGCCUCUGCCACUGCUUCUGCCACCGCCUCUGCCUGCCCCAGCAAGGGCCCGAUGGAGGGAGCUUCAACUUCAUCAACAGAUGCCUUCGGUCAUCGAGCCAAGCGGGCACGAGUGUCCGGUAAGACCCACGACCUUCCAGCAGCCCCAGCAGAGCAGUAUCUGCAGCAGAAGCUUCCAGAUGAGGUGGUUUUGAAGAUUUUCUCCUACUUACUGGAGCAGGACCUUUGCCAGGCGGCCUGUGUGUGCAAGAGAUUCAGCCAGCUAGCAAACGACCCCAUCUUAUGGAAACGGCUAUACAUGGAGGUUUUUGAAUACACGCGUCCCAUGAUGCAUCCUGAGCCCGGCCGGUUUUACCAGGUCAGCCCUGAGGAGCAUGAGCAUCCAAACCCCUGGAAAGAGAGCUUUCAGCAGCUGUACAAAGGUGCACAUGUAAAGCCCGGCUUCGCUGAACAUUUUUACAGUAACCCCGGCCGAUACAAAGGCAGAGAGAAUAUGCUGUAUUAUGACACCAUUGAGGACGCUCUCGGAGGUGUUCAAGAAGCCCAUUUUGAUGGUCUCAUCUUUGUUCAUUCUGGCAUCUAUACCGAUGAGUGGAUUUAUAUAGAGUCUCCCAUCACCAUGAUUGGUGCAGCACCUGGUAAAGUAGCAGACAAAGUCGUCAUAGAGAAUACUAGAGAUUCAACAUUUGUCUUCAUGGAGGGUUCAGAGGAUGCAUAUGUGGGGUUCAUGACCAUUAAGUUUAAUCCAGAUGAUAAAUCGGCGCAGCAUCACAACGCCCACCACUGUCUGGAGAUCACAGUCAACUGCAGCCCCAACAUCGACCACUGCAUCAUCCGCUCCACAUGUACAGUGGGUUCAGCCGUGUGUGUGAGCGGACAGGGCGCCUGUCCAACCAUCAAACACUGCAACAUCAGCGACUGUGAGAACGUGGGUCUGUACAUCACAGACCACGCACAGGGCAUUUAUGAGGACAACGAAAUCAGCAACAACGCGCUGGCAGGAAUUUGGGUGAAGAACCACGGUAACCCCAUCAUUAGGCGUAACCACAUUCAUCACGGACGAGAUGUAGGAGUGUUCACGUUCGAUCACGGCAUGGGUUACUUUGAGAACUGUAACAUCCAUAGAAAUCGCAUAGCUGGCUUUGAGGUGAAGGCGUACGCCAACCCCACAGUGGUCCGCUGCGAGAUCCACCACGGCCAAACGGGAGGCAUCUACGUCCAUGAAAAGGGGCGGGGCCAAUUUAUAGAAAACAAAAUCUAUGCCAAUAACUUUGCUGGUGUUUGGAUCACGUCCAACAGCGACCCGACGAUACGUGGAAAUGCUAUAUUCAACGGUAACCAAGGUGGAGUGUACAUAUUUGGAGACGGCCGUGGGUUAAUAGAAAGUAAUGACAUCUAUGGUAACGCCUUGGCUGGGAUCCAGAUCCGAACAAACAGCUGUCCCAUUGUAAGGCACAACAAAAUCCACGAUGGGCAGCAUGGAGGCAUCUACGUGCAUGAGAAAGGCCAGGGAGUGAUUGAGGAGAACGAGGUUUACAGCAACACGUUGGCUGGAGUUUGGGUGACCACAGGGAGCACUCCUGUCCUCCGUAAGAACCGCAUCCACAGCGGCAAACAGGUUGGCGUGUAUUUCUAUGACAAUGGCCACGGUGUGUUGGAAGACAAUGACAUCUACAAUCACAUGUACUCUGGUGUACAGAUAAGGACGGGAAGCAACCCAAAGAUACGGCGCAAUAAGAUCUGGGGAGGGCAGAAUGGAGGGAUUUUGGUCUACAACUCAGGGUUGGGCUUCAUCGAGGAUAAUGAAAUCUUUGACAACGCCAUGGCGGGAGUGUGGAUCAAGACAGACAGCAACCCCACAUUGCGGAGGAACAAGAUCCAUGAUGGCAGAGAUGGAGGCAUCUGCAUCUUCAACGGAGGCCGAGGUUUGCUAGAAGAGAACGACAUCUUCAGGAACGCGCAGGCCGGCGUGCUCAUCAGCACCAACAGCCAUCCCACGCUCCGCAAGAACCGCAUUUUUGACGGCUUUGCUGCAGGUAUUGAAAUUACUAACCACGCAACGGCAACAUUGGAGGGCAACCAGAUCUUCAACAACCGCUUCGGCGGGCUUUUUCUGGCCUCAGGAGUUAAUGUCACCAUGAAAGAUAAUAAAAUUCAGAAUAAUCAGGACGCCAUUGAGAAGGCGGUGAGCAGAGGACAGUGUCUCUACAAGAUCUCCAGCUACACCAGUUACCCCAUGCACGACUUCUAUAGGUGUCACACCUGUAAUACAACAGAUAGGAAUGCCAUCUGUGUUAACUGCAUCAAAAAGUGUCACCAAGGACACGAUGUAGAGUUUAUACGACACGAUCGGUUUUUCUGUGACUGCGGCGCGGGAACGUUGUCCAACCCGUGUACGCUGGCCGGAGAGCCCACACAUGACACGGACACUCUGUACGACUCGGCACCGCCCAUCGAGUCCAACACGCUACAACAUAACUGAAGGCGGCGGCUCGUGUUAACGCCCUCAGAUAAGCAAACAAACACAUUGCAUUACACACAGCUACACACACAUACACACACUCACAUACACCCAGUUCUAAACGUGCAUCCGCCUGCAGCUAUAAGGACCCAGAGAGACUCUGAGCUCAGCGCUCUCAGUGGAAGAGGCUGCAGAGGAAGCAGCUUCAUCUGGCGUCAGCCGCACUCGCUGCAGGGGGUCACUAGAGGGAGCCGUGGAGCUUCCUGAAGCGAUUCCUCGCUGCAGACUGUAAACAAAGAAGACUGGGAAGGGCAGGUUAUUCUGAGGGGCUUUCGAGGUCCACCUGGUGGCACUUAAAGCAUGAAGAUCUCCACACAGCUAAUCCUCUUGCGAACUGCGGUUAAAAAGACUUCCUGCUUCCUCGCAGCUGCCAUCCCCAUUGGAUAAAAAAAAAAAAGGAAAA
Xiphophorus maculatus (southern platyfish) is the source of this 3376-nucleotide messenger RNA. It is a transcript of the gene fbxo11b, whose product is annotated as F-box only protein 11-like. The coding region runs from base 247 to 2934 and encodes 895 amino acids. Gene Ontology annotation, biological process: ubiquitin-dependent protein catabolic process; protein ubiquitination; regulation of apoptotic process. Gene Ontology annotation, molecular function: zinc ion binding; protein binding. The transcript has 22 exons. The record is from RefSeq and is a predicted model, not a curated record. Lineage: Eukaryota; Metazoa; Chordata; Actinopteri; Cyprinodontiformes; Poeciliidae.